This is a messenger RNA of Sinocyclocheilus rhinocerous, 4470 nucleotides long. RefSeq lists its product as uncharacterized. The record is from RefSeq and is a predicted model, not a curated record. Gene Ontology annotation, cellular component: nucleus; apical plasma membrane; cell cortex. Gene Ontology annotation, biological process: centrosome cycle; establishment or maintenance of cell polarity; regulation of cellular localization. Gene Ontology annotation, molecular function: protein binding. Bases 619 to 3789 code for a protein of 1056 amino acids. The transcript has 10 exons. NCBI's taxonomy places the organism in Eukaryota, Metazoa, Chordata, Actinopteri, Cypriniformes, Cyprinidae.
GCUUCACAAUCAACAAAGGAAAUUUCUUGGCAGCUGGAAUAUGUGCCUGGAGACUCGCGAACUUCCUCUUCUCAGGAUUUAAGAAUUCUUCCAUCAAUUUUCCACCCAAAUUCAAGGAUAGAAUUACACCCCUCCCACUCGGGGGCGGAGCUACGCGGGCCGCUCCACCAAUAGGAACGUUUCACAGGUCAGUUUUUCUCAAAGGUGGUCACGACUGUCUCCAUAGCAACGUAGGGAUCGUUCCACAGGUCGUUCACUUUUACAGUUCGGUCCUUCUGUAACGCGAGUGGAGUGAACGAUAGCCAGUCCUAUUUAGUUGGCCAAAUUUGAAGUGGGAGUGUGCCGAGCACACUUGAGCUGACCAAAACAGCUGGAGGAAGAGAGAGAGAGACAGUGAGGGAGGGCAGAUUUGGGACGCUCAAAACUGAAAGCAAAGCAGAAACUAGAGCAAGAUGGGAUUUGACUGGCCGCUUGUGUUUUUGCUGACUCUUUGUAACCGAAUAUGAUUUUAUAACUCUUAAAAUGACUUUGUAAGUUCGCAUGUGGCUGCUGUGGAAUAUAGACAGCAGAAGGACGAAGGGAGCCACCACAAUGCUCCACUGACUCUCUGUUUCAACCAUGGAGGACGCAGUGACCUCUGAGGAUGCUGAACCCCUGCCUGCCACCUCCCAAAACACUGACAUCCACCUCGGUGAGCCAGAGGAUGAGUGUCCUUCCAGCGCCAGCCUGGAGCCCAGCUCCCCGUCCUCGCCUUUCAAUCAGCAAGCUCAAGGCUCUGCCGUAUCGGCGCUGCAGUCCAAGGUCAAGGCUCUCUCUGAACGCAGAGUUGUCUGGAAAGAACCUGGAAGUAAGAACCAGGACAAACUAGUGGUUCCCGGGACCUUCAUACUGGGAUACGCCCUCACGGACGCUUGGGGCUCCAGCAGCAGCGAUGAAGACGGGGAACCUCGCAAGCCCCUGAUGUUCCUUGCAGGAGACCACAAGCCCCAGGUUGAACUCGACUACGAUCCCGUCUCUUCCGAAGCCUUGCUGGCAGUUCCACGCGGCCUUGGAGAAGGAGCAAGCCUGGAGAACCUCUCGAACGAUGCUUGCGGUUCUCAAGAUGAUGCUUCUCCAUCUAAUAAACCAUGGAUGCCACCGAAGUGUUUCUGGAGGUCCAUCAGACCAGAGAUGCCGGUUCUAAAUGGGAACGUUCCUGUGGGGAAAGAUGGACCAAAUGGAGGAACCUUUGGCCACAAAAUGGGCCACAAGUUUCCAAGGGAACUGCAAAGGUCUGAUAGCCUGGAGAGUCACCUACGCAGGUACAAUCACGGUGAGGUGGGACAAUGUGGACUCUGGCGGGCUGACAGCUUGGAGAGCAUGUGCAGCAGUGGAAGCUCGCUGUCCCUGGCCGAGAGGGUCGAGAUGAACCGCGGCCUCCUCAAACAGAUGCUGCAGAAAACCCAGAACAAAGACCAUGUACCAGGACAGAGGAUAGAGGACCCGACGCACAUUAGCGGUAGAGGUAUCUGUGGCCUGAAUGACAGUGAUUGGGAUUCUGGGAUUUCGCUCCAAGGUAGUGAACACAGCCAAAGGGCCUUUGUGUUGGGCGACGACCUUCCGCUGAGCCCUCGCCACGAGCAGGCCAAACGACUGCUGGAAAGAGCGCGUAUGAAGGCCCGGUCCAACCCUCUCAAAGCCGACCACACUAUCCUACCCGUCCAGAGGGACAACCUGGAGCUGUUGUCCUGGGUUGGUUUACACCAGGCUCCUCUUGCGGGGAAGGAAGGCGUGGCGGUGGUCUCUGGAAACCUUAGUGACUCAUCGAGCGGUGACUCGCCGGGUGGAACCCCGCGGAGACACGGCCAGUCCCCUACCCGUGUGCGUUUCGAAGACGAAUCGGAGAAGGACGCUGAGGUACGCUACCUGGAGCGGCUACGCCAGCGGCGCAGGGCUGGAGAAAGAGCGCAGGGGCUGCUGGUGUCCAAACCCACCUUGUCGUCUUACACCAAUGGACAGGCAGAGACAGGACAUGGCUCGAGUGAUUCAAUAUUCUGGAAGACAAACGCCAAGAAGAGUUUGUUGAAUGGCAAAGGCCCUGAGACGGCAAACAGGCAGUGCAACUCUUGUGGAACCUUUCUAAAUGAACCCCAUGGGCGUAGCUUGAACUCAAUUACUCUGUCCUUACCUAAUGGGGAAGUCGAAGGGAAGAAGAUACCAUGUUGGGUUGCUCCCACCCUUCCCAACCGGCUUGUUCGGAUCGAACAGAUUAAGGAGACAUACAUUGGGACGAGUCCCGCUAUUGUCCACAGCGAUGGAACACACUGCAGUCCUGCGGAUAACGUGAGCAGUAGGGGAACAUUCCAGAAGCUAAAGAAGAAGGUCCGGAAACAAGAGAGCAGACAGGAACCCUUGUACGUCAAUGGCCUCAGGAUUCCAACACCUCCAGACUGUAAAAAUGGAACUCAAAUGUGUCUCUCGAAUGGACUAGCAUUGCCACUCAACCCCUAUGCCACGGAUCCACUUGGACAGAGAAUCCCAGCCACAUGCAGCCCCACAUCCAGCAAGGGACCUGUGGCACCUCCAUUGCCCCCCAAAGGAGAAUUAUCCAGCUCCCACCUUCCUCAGCCAACCCCUCCGCCUCUCAAACCGAAAAAAUCAGCCCUGAAAUCCAGCUCAAAGAACCACUGUAAUGGUCAUCGGAACGUCACACUCAUGUCUUCGCCAGAAUACCACCUGGACUCCACGGAGGCAGGGGGCGCUGUGGAGAGCUGUUCUCAGGAACAGGCUUCCUCUGGAUUGGGUUAUUGGGAGGACAGAUCUGCGAUGGUCAUCCCUGGUCCCAUACUCAUGACGCACCCAGUUCUGUGUGCUCGAAACUCACCCAUACAAGGGGAAGAAAGGCUAACAGAUGUGGACCAGCACCAGAGUACAGGACAGCUGGGAUCUGAUGCAACAUCCAGCAGUGCUGAAUCAACCCAGACUCGUCUCAGUGACGGACACGUCAGAGGGCCAAUCAGACCAGUGCAUCACAGGGCAACUAGCCCAAACUUUUCACAAGCAGGGAUGGAUGCAGAGCAGCGAGAGGGUCGACCCAAACUCUCCUUGCGGCGGUUCUUCUCUGCCAUGGGGCUGAACAGCGUGGGGUUGCUGAGAAAAGGACGAUCCAGCAGCAUGGAUCAGCUCAGCUUGCACCCCAAACCCAACUCAAACCCAAACCAAAACGCUCAGCCAACCUCACCCUCCACCUCCCCCAGCCCCACACACAGACACCACCACCAGCUGAAGAAAGCCCCCUCACUGCAGACUAUACGCCUGGGGUCUCCGUUUCUCCAGCUGAGGAGAUCUUCAUCGGCUCAAAACCUCCAAAUCCCCAGAAAGAAAACAGACCGUUCCUCUGCAUACACUCCAGGAGAACAGCCCUGUAGUCCUGUAUUAACCAGGGGUCUUCAGCGUGCCUUGAGUGUAGAGGAUGUGGGGCAGCCCAGUGCGGUGCGUCCGGUGGGACGCGUGGCUCAGGCCUUCCCUGAUGGCACCAUCCUGCUGGAGCUCUCCAGACCCCCCAACGGCCCCUUCGGCUUUCUCAUCUCCCGAGGAAAAGGCAGGCCAGACUCAGGGGUGUACGUUGAAGAAAUGGGUGACAGCAAUAUGGAGAAACUCUACGCGGGGCUGCUCGGGGUCGGGGACGAGAUAUUAGAGGUGAACGGUGAGAAGGUGGCGGGACUCAGUCUGGACCUGGUGACCCGUUUAAUGACUCAAAACAGCACAGCUUCAAUCCGCGUACUACGACAUAGACGCUUACAGCGCUAACUGAAGUCAAGAGUGUACCAGAACCACGUUUUGUUCCAGUAAAUGAAAACUGCAAAAAAGCAUCAGAAAUUAAGUCAGGGAUGAGUUCGUGAAAACGGCAGUAUUACGUUUUACUGACCUUUGGAGUUUUAUCACAAUGAUCACACAACGGUCCAUAUUAAAGGGAUAGUCACCCAAAUUUUUUUUUUUUAUACAUUUUGUUCCAAUCCAGUUUCAUUUUUUUGGGUGAAUUCAUCCCUGAAGCCACUGUUAUGGCUAAAGGCCUGUUCACACCAAAAACAAUAACUAUAACAAUAAUGACAAAAGAUAUAGUUUUAAAAAUCAUUCUAAAGUCAUAAAAAUAACACAGUCCACAACUAUAAUGAUAACAACACAGAGGAACAAUAUCGUUGGAGUCACUUUCCAGCUGAUGAACGACAAAAAACAUUGGCAGCCAAUCAGAAUUCAUCCUGCUUUAAACAGUUCGAGCAUUUAAAGAGGCAGAUGACAAAACUGCAGUGCUCGUUUUAAACAGAUUGUUAUUGCAUGUUGCUGUGGAUGCUAAUAUAGUUCUGUCAUGACAACUCUCUGAGAGUUUAGCAUGGGAAUAUACAUGGCAAUGAUAAUGUGUUUAGUCUUGGCGGAAUAGAUCUGCUAUGCUACUGCUGCGGCAGAGCGAGUACAGAGACUUGCUACUGCCAA